AAUCCGCCGUCGGAUGUACCGAAAGACGAAAGUCCGGUAGAAAUACGUCGCAUUAUGGGGCCAGGUUGGGGCAGUGUGACAACUGUGCCGGGACACUGUAGCGAAUACCCUUACUGCUGGGAUGCAGCACUUAUCUCUGAUAAUCAAGUGUUCACAAAAUGA
Molecule: messenger RNA, 162 nt
Organism: Gongylonema pulchrum
Lineage: Eukaryota; Metazoa; Nematoda; Chromadorea; Rhabditida; Gongylonematidae
Source: the annotation of a GenBank genome assembly